This is a messenger RNA of Oncorhynchus mykiss (rainbow trout), 2081 nucleotides long. RefSeq names its product tumor necrosis factor (ligand) superfamily, member 13b (gene tnfsf13b). Gene Ontology annotation, molecular function: receptor ligand activity; tumor necrosis factor receptor binding. The record is from RefSeq and is marked provisional. NCBI's taxonomy places the organism in Eukaryota, Metazoa, Chordata, Actinopteri, Salmoniformes, Salmonidae. Gene Ontology annotation, cellular component: membrane. Gene Ontology annotation, biological process: immune response; positive regulation of B cell proliferation.
CUUAUACAACAUUACAGUACAGGGUGCAGACACUGAGACAGGAGAGAAGAAGGCAGGUCAUGCAGCCUGUUUGACUACAGAGGAGGCUGUCUGGGCCCUGUGAUGGCAUCUGCAGGUCCAAAUCCCGAGGGUGGUAGACCUGCUUCCAGGCAGGAGUCUGGAGGUCGGAGGCUGUCCUGGCUGGUCCUGCUGCUGACUCUGGCAGCGGUCACCUCCUCGUCUCUCUCUGCUCUGUCUCUGUACCACCUGCUGGCCCUUAGGGCCGAAGUUGAGGAGCUCCGGUCAGAGGUCUUCCGUAGGAGAGAGGAGCAACAAGAGGCUAGGCAUGGAGAGACACUGCAGCAGAUGAGCAGCAGAGCCAGAAGAAGCAGCCCAGACCAUCCACACCCCCCUGACCCCCAGCCUGGGCUAUCUUUCGUCAGGAAGAGGAGUGUGGGCACAGGAACUGAGAACUCAGUGUCUCAGCCUUGUCUACAGAUGCUGGCAGAUAGCAACAGGAAAACAUUCCAGAAAGAGUUUGCGCUGGAGCCUUACACAGGGAUCCCCUGGCAGGCGGGGCUUAGAAGAGGCUCCGCCCUGGAGGCAGAGAGCGACAGCAUCCUGGUCAGAGAGGAGGGAUACUACUUUGUCUACAGUCAGGUGUACUACAUGGAUACGACCUUUGCCAUGGGUCAUGUGGUGAUCAGGAAGAAGAGGAACGUGGUGGGAGAUGAAGCUCAGCAUGUCACAUUGUUCCGCUGUAUCCAGAACAUGAACCCUGUCUACCCAUACAACACCUGUUACACAGGGGGUAUAGUGAAGCUGGAGGUCGGGGACAGUGUGGAGCUGUUGAUCCCUCGCUCUACAGCCAAAGUUUCUCUGGAUGGAGACUCCACUUUCCUGGGCGCUGUCAGACUGGCCUGACCCUGACCAGGGGAGUUGGACUGGGGGGACUAGGAGAUACAAUUGCCAUCAUGUGGAAAUGGACACUGCUGGUACUAGAAGUUUUGAUCUGGUAGAUACUGGUGGUGGUGUACAAUAAUUAUUUUAAAUGAACUAUGGCUUCUGGGUCUGAUAGCUACAUUAUCUAUUCUACUAUGAUGCCAUCUGCUUUACAGAGUGACUGAAGGACGGACGGACUCAGAAUCAUGGCCUAUUACUGGAGAGCCUGGCUGAUGAUGCCAUUGAUGAUGAUGAUGAUGAUGAUAGCAGUGUCAGCCUCUGUCACUGUGUGUGAUCUGAAAUGUUAGAUGCUUAUUCUGGCAGGUGUCUCACCAUUCACUCAUAAACUUCUUAAAUGUUAUGAUCAUAUACAAUACACACAGUCAAGACACAGUCCCAGCCAUGACUACACAGUCCCAGCCAUGACUACACAGCGCCAGCCAUGACUACACUUUGAUGCCUUGAUGAUCAUUUUGACCACCUGCAUACUAGUAAAAUAGGCCCUGUUGUAUUUCAUGGUGUUGUAUCCUGUCUAUGACAAUGUUAUUGAAUGGUGCAGAGUGAGUUGUCAUCAUUCUACCAGAAGGGAGCAGCAGCACUCAAUUAAUUGGUUUCCCAAGCAGCACCUGACCAUGUGUUACAAUAAAUGCAGUUAAUCACUAUGGCUGGUGGUAAUGAUAGCGAUAUUAUCCCAUCCUGAGAGGGGGUUUGUUGUACACCUUGUGACCACCAGAGGGAAACCUUCCCACGGGAAACAGCACUGUAACACAGUACAGUACUGGUGCUUCUAUGGUGAUUCUCCCUCAGAUUCAGUGUUUAAUAGUCACAUGUACAGGGUUGCAGUUGUGAUUAUCUUAGGCUUCAAGCUCCAACAUGCAGGACUAAGUGAAAUAAAAUAACUAAAAUUGUAAUAAAAAAAACUAGAAAUAGCACUAUAUUAUAGAGCUCCCGAGAGGCACAGCGGUUAAGGCACUGCAUCUCAAUGCAAGAGGCGUCACUACAGUCCCUGGUUCAAAUCCAGGCUGUAUCACAUCCGGCUGUGAUUGGGAGUCGCAUAGGGCGGCACACAAUUGGCCCAGUGUCGUCCGGGGUAGGCAGUCAUUGUAAAUAAGAAUUUGUUCUGACUUGCUUAGUUAAAUAAAUAAAAAAAUAUAUACAUA